Messenger RNA from Hylaeus anthracinus, 474 nucleotides. RefSeq lists its product as uncharacterized. The record is from RefSeq and is a predicted model, not a curated record. The transcript has 4 exons. Lineage: Eukaryota; Metazoa; Arthropoda; Insecta; Hymenoptera; Colletidae. The coding region runs from base 24 to 434 and encodes 136 amino acids.
UGUUAUAUUAUUUUCCUUCGACGAUGAGCGAAAAAAAAGAAAUAAUUCAUGUCACACCUCCAAUGGAAGUGGAUUCCGUAGAGAAUCAUGAUCUCUACCAGGCGGAGCUAGCUGUGCUGCAUCUGACGCUGCAGCGUUUAAGCAGAGAGGUGGCUGCAAUGAGAGCGAGCGGGGGAGCCCCCUCAGUCACAAAUAUGCCCGCUGCCGCCGCCGCCGUCGCUGAUCGAACAACGACGGAAACCGCACCGAAGCGAGCACGAGGGACGCAGGCUGGACGGGUGCGUCGCGAGACCCGCGACCAUCGUGGUCCCAACGUCCGCCGUGGUCAACGCGUCCAUCGUGGUCACGGCGCUAGCGGCUUCGGACGCGGCGGCGGUGAUCGAGGAAGAGGGUGCGGGGGAUCAAGCACGCUGAAUUUUUAUUAUUCGGGCUAACUAUUUUUUUUAAAAUAAAAUCAACUUUAAUAACAAAAAA